UUCUUUUUUCUUGCUCCGAUUCACAACAUUUACUCUUUUCUUGUCUCCGCCCCAUCUUUUCUGUUUUUGUUCUAAGUUUCUUCAAUUUGCUCUUCUGGAAUUCGAUUUGAUUUAUUUUUGCGUACCCAAUUCGUUAGCGGGUUUCGAAAUCUUUUGGUUUUCCGUCUGGUUUAAUCAUUGUCUUUAUUCGAUGCCUCUCCUCCCAUAUAACGGGAAGAUCGCCAUUGUCACGUCGAGAGAGAUCUAUCUGCGAGAUUGAUCAAGCUCUUCUUUUCUUUUUUUUUUCGUUUUGGGUUUUCUAUUUUCUCAAACUGUUUUCAAUUUAUGGUAAAAUUCUCGUGGUGUUGUGUCUUUUGCAAAAUUGGGGAUUCAACCUCUCCACCAUCUCAAUUGGGUUGUUUAUUUUGGGGGAAUAAAAAGUUUUAAAUUGUUCAUCAUCGUUUUUUUUCUCAUCAGUUCUGGGGUAGGGGAAGACAUAAUCAUCCAAUUGAAAAAUACUUUUUUUUUUGGUUAGAGGUGGGGAUCAUCAUGAUUUUAGAGAAGAACAAAUAGUAGAGAAGAUUAAAGUUAUUUUUUUUUUUUUAAUUUUCCCCUUUGUGUCAACAUCAUAAGCUUAAAAACUGUUUAAACUAAAAUAGAUAAUUUUGACUUACAACAUUUUCUUGCAGGGAAGUGUUAUUGGGUGGGAGAGAAAGAUUGAUUUGACUUCUGACAAUUCAUCAGUCCAUUAGAGGUCGGGCUGUCAAGUUUUGACAGCCCGAGUUUGAAGAAGAACCUUCCAGGGACUUGUUUUUCUAUUAUUGAGACUGGUCUGCUGCUAGAUUUUUGGCCAAUCAUGGGUUCUUUGUCUGGGAUCAUCCAACGGCCACUUGUUGCUGCUGCUGCUGUUAUUGCCGCUUCUGUCUCUGCUGAUGUCUCUGAGAGGUUCUCAUCUCUUAGAUCACUAGUUCGAGGUUCUGAUUCAGAGCAGAUUGCUACUGCUUCAGUGUCUGGUUAUGUUCAGGACGAAAGCUCCUUGUGGGUUUCUCAACUCUCAGCAUCCAAGCUCGCGGAUUUAUCCUUUUUGUCGAGAAUUCGUGUUCAUGUACCAAAUGUUGAUCUCCUAGCACCUUAUCCGUGCUGUGAUCUCGCUCCUUCUCUUACUUCUCUGUCCGCUCUUCGUAAUGUUUAUCAGUCUGCAGAAUUGGCUAAGGCAUCGAAACCAUCAGCAUUCACAAUCGGGGCUUCUCUGGUGGUUCCUGAUGUUUCCUAUAGAUGGCAUUUGCCUGAGACUAGUGCGGUCGAUGUGUCUGGUUCCUCGAGCUGUGCGUUGGAGAAGAAUAGAACUGUUGUGGUUUUGCUUGGAUGGCUUGGAUCAAAGCAGAAGCAUCUUAAAAAAUAUGCGGAAUGGUAUACUUCAAGGGGUUACCAUGUCAUCACAUUUACUCUUCCCAUGAAUGAGAUUAUGAGUUAUCAAGUUGGAGGAAAAGCAGAGAAGAACAUUGAGUCGCUGGUUAAUCAUUUGGCUGAUUGGUUAGAUGAAGAGCAGAAGAAAAAUCUCGUCUUUCACACCUUCAGCAACACCGGGUGGUUAACAUAUGGAGCCAUUUUGGAAAAGUUUCAGAAGCAAGAUUCAUCAUUGAUGGGAAAGGUUAAAGGCUGCAUAGUGGAUUCAGCUCCUGUUGCUGCUGCAGAUCCUACGGUAUGGGCGUCGGGUUUCUCAGCUGCGUUCUUGAAGAAGAACAGUGUAGCCACUAAAGGAUCUGCAAGCUCAUCAUAUGAGUCAAACGUAGGAACACAAACUAACGGUAUAAACUUCACCCAGCCUAAACCUGCCGCGACAGAAACUGCUUUGCUUUUGGUCCUUGAAAAGUUCUUUGCGGUGAUUCUAAAUCUUCCUAAAGUAAACAGGAGACUCGCGGAUGUUCUAGACACUUUAUCAUCAGCACAACCAAGAUGUCCACAGUUAUACAUUUACAGCUCUGCAGAUAGAGUUAUACCUGCUGAACAAGUUGAAUCAUUCAUUGUAGAGCAGAGGAAAGCAGGACACGAGGUCCGAGCUUGCAACUUCAUAUCUUCACCUCAUGUAGACCAUUACCGGAGUAACCCAGAACUGUAUACUGCUGAGCUCAACCAUUUCAUGGACAACUUUGUCCUUUCUUGCUGCCACCAUUCUUCAUAGCAACUUCCAUAAGUGUUGUUGUUGCUAAUUUUUUUUUGUUGUUCUUUUCAACUCUAUACACACACAAAAAAAAGUUACUAAUUGAUGAUUCUUUUGGUUUGGAUUGGUAUAUAGAUUUCACAUCCAUUCCUUUGUAAAUUGUUGGAUUAUGUACAUUUAGGAGAUUGAAGAUUCAACAAAGUGAUGUCCUUUGUAUCGGAAUUUUUGUUAAUUUGUUUCAUGGAGGGUUUGUUGA
Messenger RNA from Camelina sativa (false flax), 2396 nucleotides. The record is from RefSeq and is a predicted model, not a curated record. NCBI's taxonomy places the organism in Eukaryota, Viridiplantae, Streptophyta, Magnoliopsida, Brassicales, Brassicaceae.